AUGGCCAUGUACCUGGAAGUUGUCGCAUUGCUUUACCCUUUACGGCUAACAGUGGAAUAUCUUGUGAGAGUUUGUAAAGACCUUCAACUUCAUCGCAAACCAGCAUACGAGAAGUUUAACCUGAGGCCUAUGGAAUCGGAGCAUCGAUCACGAAUGUUCUGGUGUACGUUUCUUUUGGACCGAAAACUAGCCUUGCAAUUAGGAACAACGCCAAUGUUCGACGAAAAAGAAAUUGAAAUCAACGAACCUGGCAGUUAUGAGACGAGCGAUUUAGUUAAAAGGGAAUCCAACAUAGCAGACCCAGAAGGCCCAGAAAGUAUAAUGUUGAUGAAAAGUCUCAUCGGGGUUUCACGACUUAUUGGGCAAAUCUUUCGCCUAAACCCUCAAGAAGGCAGUAUUGAACAUCAAGUGGUCGUUAUUGAACAACAAUUAGGCGAUAUUGAAAACAGCUUCCCACAACAUAUAUUGGAUUGGGAAAGUUCUUCUCCAUUAGAUCCUAUGUUUUUAGAUGCCGCGAUGUUUGCUAUGGCCACAAGGCUCUCACUCUACCGAUACUUCACGGAUGCAACCCUUACUCCUGACUUUAGAGCUCGCUGCUUUUUACAAUGCCUCGAAGUGGCGAAGGCUACCGUGCAGUUACUUCGACGGACAAUGAAAUUUCCGGAUUCGGAGAAAGCUUUCCGCUUACGCCAGAGUGGAUUAACUUACCAGCAUAUCUUUAAAGCAUCGACUAUUCUGUUACUAGCCGCUUCGAUCCUCCCUAAUCCAGAAAACAUCAGCUCUGAACUGCGUACUUGCAUCGGAGUACUGCAGGUAGCAGCUCCAGUACGGCCUUCUGUUCUCCAGAACCUCCGUAUUCUUGACAAACUUAGUGAAAUCUUAAAGCAAGAGCCAAUCCUUGAAUGGAAUGAAGGUCCCAAAACUAGCGAUUCUGCCACGUUCCCGCCCCCUGACAACAUGAGAGAUCAAGAUCAUCCCUCAGAUAUGAUUAUUUAG
This is a messenger RNA of Orbilia oligospora ATCC 24927, 996 nucleotides long. RefSeq lists its product as uncharacterized. Gene Ontology annotation, biological process: DNA-templated transcription. NCBI's taxonomy places the organism in Eukaryota, Fungi, Ascomycota, Orbiliomycetes, Orbiliales, Orbiliaceae. Bases 1 to 996 code for a protein of 331 amino acids. The record is from RefSeq and is a predicted model, not a curated record. The transcript is spliced from 2 exons. Gene Ontology annotation, molecular function: zinc ion binding; DNA binding.